Molecule: messenger RNA, 1366 nt
Organism: Zychaea mexicana
Lineage: Eukaryota; Fungi; Mucoromycota; Mucoromycetes; Mucorales; Lichtheimiaceae
Product: nucleotide-sugar transporter-domain-containing protein
Exons: 2
Coding region: 133-1164 (343 amino acids)
Biological process (GO): pyrimidine nucleotide-sugar transmembrane transport
Cellular component (GO): Golgi membrane
Molecular function (GO): UDP-galactose transmembrane transporter activity
Source: RefSeq, a predicted model, not a curated record
UACACCUAAAAAAACACCACACACAUCAAUACGCUACAUGUCCGCCUAUUAUACACGCCGGACGUUCACAAAGAGGGAGCAGCUCUUGCCAACCACCAAUGCGAAUGGCAAGUUAAAACGUAAUCCGAACCCAUGAUGUUUGGCAUGACACGAAAACAAUUAUCAUUAAUCGUCCUGGUGGUCCAAAACAGCACACUUGUCCUCAUGAUGCGCUACUCUCGCAUUGUACAAAAACCAGGCCAACCAAUGUACAUUGCAUCAACCGCGGUCUUUUUGGCCGAAGUAUUAAAAAUCAUUGCCUGUCUGGCCGUAAUGUACCAUCAACAACGAUACUGGUCGAAAUUCGUGUUGGUCGUUCGACAAGAGAUUCUCGGCAAGCCCAAGGAGACGGCAAAAAUGCUAAUUCCAUCGAGUCUGUAUGCGUUACAAAAUAACCUGCUUUAUGUCGCCCUGAGCAAUCUCGAAGCGGCCACGUUCCAGGUCACGUACCAAAUGAAGAUCAUGUCGACCGCCAUCUUUUCUGUUGUCUUAUUGGGAAGGUCGUUGACACGGGCAAAGUGGUUUGCGCUUGUGCUGUUGAUGAUUGGUGUUACCCUGGUGCAGUCGCAGAGCAUGGCUUCAGCACCACCACCGUCGGGAGAGAGUGGCAGUAUUGAGGAUGGUUCUGGUGUAACGCAAAACCCAUUGAUUGGAUUGAUCGCUGUCAUUACGAGCUGUAUUUCGUCAGGGUUCGCUGGGUGUUAUUUCGAAAAGAUCCUCAAGACGUCCGAUACCAGUAUGUGGGUGCGCAACAUCCAGUUGGGCUUGUCGGGAGCGGUCUUUUCGCUCGUCGGUAUGCUCAUGUACGAUAUGCAACCACUGCGACAGGGUGGUAUGCUUCAAGGCUACGACUGGUUGACGUGGGUGGUUAUCGCCAACCAGGCAUUGGGUGGACUCUUGGUGGCUAUAGUGGUCAAGUACGCUGACGUGAUUCUCAAGUCGUUCGCAACGAGUAUAUCUUUGAUCCUGUCCAGUGCCAUCAGCUUUUACUUUUUUGACUUUAGACUUUCGCUCCAGUUUGUCGUGGGUGCCUGCAUCGUCAUCUUUGCAACGUAUAAUUACAGCUUACCUGACAAGGUAUCCACUACUAGUACCGCUACUGCUACCACUAAACAGCAUUCAUAAAUUGACAACAACAACAACAACGACGACGACGAACACACACCCUUAUCACACACAUACGCAUGCCAAAAAAAGCAUAUAUAUUAUUUCUUUCCUUUUGCUUCAUUCUUUAUAUUUUUACUUACACUUUUAACUUAAUUUAGACGGGGGGAAAUAGGUGAUGCCACAUUUGUUUUGAUAAAAAAAAUUGUAUAUAAAUCUUCUU